UGUGCGUUCGUUUCCUGCUUCGUCACGACUCACGUUCCAGUCUUGACUCUUGAGCCCCGGAGGCCGCUUCGAACGAGAAGAGGAGUAAACCGACUGCCUGCGAGCCAGGACCAUCCGCCGCCGCGGCGCCGCCGCAGAUCGAGACCGGCCAUCAAAGCCGACGCCCACUGGAGCUAAAUAGCUUGAUCAUGUUCGACGAAAUUCCCCAGCGCAGUGCAUCUGCAUCGUGCGAUUGGCUUCGGUGCCAUAGAUAAGGAAUGACGACACAGCAGGGCGUUGGGUUGGACACCUGCAUUCUGUGGUGAUUUACUGGAGUAGGUCCAGGUCCUCCUAUACAACCUUUUAGUUCUGCUGCACGUCCCUUUGAUGACAUGUGAUUUAUUCCCUAUAGGUACUACUCGUGCAGUUCUGUGGCUUAGAUAUUCACGAAGUUUUACAAGAUGGUGAAGGAUUCUUCCUGAGAUUUGUCCAGGAUGAUAAAACAUGAGUCGAUCAAACUAUCUGAUCAGGGGCGAUCAAAGAUGCAGCUCGAAGAGUCAACCUGGCCAUUCCAUAUAUCGUCUGAAAGCCCAGUCUCAGGAUCUGAUAAAUUGCCUACCAGAUGAUUGCAUAUGUGACAUAUUCAGGUCACUCGAUAAGCCAAAAGAUUUGAAAUCAUGUGCUACUGUCUGCUGGAGAUGGGCUGAUCUCGUGCUGUCUUUGGCGUCAGAACUUUUCAAAACUGAGAAGAGUUCUCUUGUGUUAAAGGGACAUGAUUUAGACGACACCCUGCUUGUGAGCAAUGUCAUUGACAUUUCCUCUAGGAAUUCAGUUCGUGGUCUACACAUCACACGGUCGUCAACUGGCACUGCUGCUGCUGGUGGUGGUCCAGAUGGACAUCUCACUGACAAAGGAGUCUGCUUUGUGAUCAAGGCAUUUCAUAACCUAACGUCAGUUUGUCUGCUGGGCUGCCAGAUGAUCACCGAUGAAGGUAUCCAUCACAUCUCUACAAGAUGCCCCAUGUUGAGAAGCCUCAAAAUCCAGGAUUGCUCAUCCAUCACCGUCCAAUCGUUGGAAGCGCUCAUGAAACAGGCAGAGAGUCUCAGAUAUUUAACCUUGGGCCACUGCCCCCAGAUCCCGAGCAGCGCCAUCGUGUCCUUCUUGAUUUUGAUGCCUGGUCUCAUCGAUGUGAGGCUCCAAAGCAUGGAUGAUGUCCUAACACAGAGUGCAGGAUCAUCAGAGGUGGCAACAACAGCAGUCUCCCCACCAAUUGCAGCAUCCAAAAUAAGCCAUGAGUUGCGCACCCUGUUCUUGGACAACUGCGCUGCUGGUUAUCUACAAGAAUUGCUUGCCCAGAUUAUUGCUCAUAUCCAGCUCCCACUACUCAAGUGUCUAGUUAUUCGGGGCAGCAGCGGCAGAAGCAUGAACCAUCAUGACCUGAUCCGCUUGCUAGGCCCAGACACUCGAGAGCCUGGACCUAGAAGCAUUCCGUUUCUCCUCUUACUCGGACCUGAUGGAGGUGAUCUCUCUGUGCCAGAAAACAUUCGUAGAACUCAGGUUGGUAAACUGUGCUUUUGACUCGCAGCCAUCGUUUUUGAUGCCACCCCGACCUGGCAUCGUACAGAGCUGCUUCAAGAUGAUCACCAUGAUGGACCUGAGCUGGUCCUCCAGAGGGGACGACGAUGACGACACGGCUGCCGCCAUCGUGAUCUCGUCGCUGGGGGACAAUCACAGGGAGCUCGUCCUGGAGGGGUGGACAUGUUUCACGGGCUACUACAGGGAGCCUCUUGCCUUGCGAUGUCGCAACCUGGUCAGGCUCAGCAUCCGGUAUACCAGUGUCUUCGACGGUGCGGUGCGCUUCAUGAUGUCCAGGAAAUUGCCCCGCCUUAAGGAGAUUGUGCUGGAGGGGUGCUGUUGGAUCACCGACGAGGCGUUCGACAUAUUGUUCUCGUCAUGGUUCUCGUCUCGGCUGCGUAAGCUCAAGAAGGUCGAUGUGCAGGGUUGCCCUGGGGUUACCGUGCAUGCUGUUGUCGUGCACGAGGUCUUCUGGAAGAUCAAGCACUGAAAGGGGGGUUUCCUCCUUUUUGAAAAAAAAAACAUUUUGUUCUGUUGUGGCUCGAGGAUAUCUAUUCAGUGACAUUUUACCAUUUGCUGUGUCUUGAUGGGUUAUUAACAUUGUAUUUGAAGUCUUAUUGAGGUGACAUUCUUGUCUGAAUGAAAUUGGUUCCUGGCUGUUGUUAAACUGUGGAUUCUUGUGUGUC
Messenger RNA from Brachypodium distachyon (stiff brome), 2240 nucleotides. RefSeq names its product F-box/LRR-repeat protein 7. NCBI's taxonomy places the organism in Eukaryota, Viridiplantae, Streptophyta, Magnoliopsida, Poales, Poaceae. The coding region runs from base 484 to 1557 and encodes 357 amino acids. The record is from RefSeq and is a predicted model, not a curated record. Gene Ontology annotation, cellular component: SCF ubiquitin ligase complex. The transcript has 5 exons. Gene Ontology annotation, biological process: SCF-dependent proteasomal ubiquitin-dependent protein catabolic process. Gene Ontology annotation, molecular function: protein binding.